AUGAACUCAAAUAUUGCAUUGAUCAUCUCAAGCAAUCUUGUUGAAUUGAUUGUACCAUCAAUUUACGAAUUAUCACAUAUUCAGAUGAUAUAUAUUCAUAAUACUAAUAAUUCGAAAGACAAAUGUGAGUUGAUAAAGCAAUUAUCAUCGAAAAUUGUCGACAUCUAUGAUAAUAUAAAUCAAUUGAUAGUAAAAUUAUUUAACGAUAAUAUUUUUCCAUUAUUACCUAUCAGUAUUAUUAAUCCUCAGACGAUUAAAGAAACAUCUAUUAGAGAUUUAACAAAUGAACAAGCAACAUUCAUGUGGUUUCAAUUAUUAUUAGAAAUUCUCUUACAAAUGCCGCAAACAAUAGAUUCAAAAAAUGAAAUGAUGAAUGAAUGUUUCCUCAAUUAUGAAAAUGACGAAAUAGAAAAAAAGAAAAUUAUUGAAUUUCAACAAACAUAUUCGUCUGAUACUUGUAUUCAUUGGUACACACGUGAUACGUUUUUGUAUCGUUUAUUAAAUAGAGCAUUGCGCACUCAAAAUAUAAACAAUAUAUUUAAGUUUCGUUUUUUUAUUAAAGAUCUUUAUCAACAAUUAGAAAAUCUAGCAGCAAAUAACGAAAUGAAUACUAGUGUUUCAAUUAUGUAUCGUGGACAAAUGAUAGCACGAGAAGAGUUACAGAAACUGCAAGACAACAUAAAUGGACUUAUAUCGGUUAACACAUUUUUUUCAACAACUUUAUCUUGUAAUGUUGCUACUGAUUUUUCUGGUAAUGGCAUGGGUCGUCCUCAAUUCGAAUCAGUUGUAUUUGAAAUAAAUGUAAAUCAAAAAACGACUAACAAAACCAUUUGCUCAUAUUCACCAUUAUUCAUAUAA
Rotaria sordida is the source of this 858-nucleotide messenger RNA. Lineage: Eukaryota; Metazoa; Rotifera; Eurotatoria; Philodinida; Philodinidae. The record is from the annotation of a GenBank genome assembly.